AACUUUCCGCUCAAGGGAAUGUGUUACCUCACACAGCCCGGGUUCUCGGGGUCGCGGCCCGAGCCAAGUUCCACCUGUCAGCCGCCGAACCGGCGCCCCAGAUGGCCCAGCUCACCGGGCGGUUCCGUGGACGUCUGAGUUCGUCCAAGAGAUCCGCCGCGGCUUGCGGGCCUGCCGCGUGGUCGUCUGCUUCGCCGUCUUCUACCUGUGCUUCAACCAGACGAUGAACAACAUCAUCUCGCAGGCCAACCAGAUGGAGCUGUCGGGUAUAUCCAACGACACGGUCCAGUCCAUGAACGCUAUCCUGUACAUCAUUUUCAACCCCGCCAUCCAGAACGUCCUCUUCCCGUACCUCUCGCGCCGCCGUAUCUUGUUCGGCCCGAUCGCCAGGAUGGCGCUCUCCUUUGUCCUGAUGGCGAUGGCAAUGGCCUACGCGGCCGGCGUCCAGCACAUCAUCUACAGCCGCGGACCGUGCUACUCGCACCCGCUGGCCUGCGAGGCCGGCAUCGUUGGCACCGCCGCCGGCAGCGAGGUCCGGUAUCGGCCCAACGAGGUCAGCGUCUGGCUCCAGCUCCCGUUCCACUUCUUCAUCGCGCUCGGCGAGAUCUUUGGCUUCGUGGCUCUCAACGAAUUCGCGUACGCCGAGGCGUCGACCAACAUGAAAGCCCUCGUGAAGUCUUUCGAGCAAUUCACCGCGGCGUUGGGAGCAGCGCUCGGUAUGGCCCUCGGCCCCGUGUCGAGGGACCCCUGGCUGGUGAUUAUGUACUCAGCGUUGGCCGGUACCAUGAUCUUUAGCGGCGCGGCGUUUUUCGGGGUCUUUCGUAAACACGAUAACCGUUGGCACGCCGGCAAGGACUUCGAGGAAUCCCAAAGGCUCACUGAUAGCGAGGUCGCGACGGAGGCGGAUCGAUGAUCGGUGUCUUGUUGGUUUAGAGCUCACCUACCAUUUUCCGUAACAGGAGGACGUAGACACCUUAAUUCCAAUUUGGAGGACUGGGGUUAUUAUAUAGCUUCCUACGAGACACCUUUGUAAUUUCGUCCAUUUUGACCGUCAGGGAGUGCCGACAUAGAACAACAUGGUGGUCCAGAGAGCUAGCUUGUCGACCCAACCCCGAUUGUCUUAAAUAUUACUUGCAUAAUACACUUACC
Messenger RNA from Durotheca rogersii, 1149 nucleotides. Its product is annotated as oligopeptide transporter. Gene Ontology annotation, cellular component: fungal-type vacuole; plasma membrane. The transcript has a single exon. Gene Ontology annotation, molecular function: tripeptide transmembrane transporter activity; dipeptide transmembrane transporter activity. The coding region runs from base 224 to 913 and encodes 229 amino acids. The record is from RefSeq and is a predicted model, not a curated record. NCBI's taxonomy places the organism in Eukaryota, Fungi, Ascomycota, Sordariomycetes, Xylariales, Xylariaceae. Gene Ontology annotation, biological process: transmembrane transport.